AUGUCUCCUGCAGUGCGGCGCGAACCCGGCGACCUGCGCAUAUCCAGAGACUCGGCGACACUCCGCCACCCAGCGCACGACGCCGGUGACACCUCACAGGACUCCCUCGAAACCUGUCUUCGAAAAGUACCGUCCGUUUCCGGAGGGGGGUUGCCCGCAACCAAACACCCAAAACACAAAUCCAGACGCGAGCGGUCCGGACAGCGGGGCCGGCGCAGGAUGAAGGCGAACGACAGAGAGCGCCACCGGAUGCACAACCUGAACUCCGCCCUGGAGGCCCUGAGGAGCAUCCUGCCGGCGCUGCCCGACGACGCGAAGCUGACCAAGAUCGAAACCCUGCGCUUUGCCCACAACUACAUCUGGGCUCUGACCGAGACUCUGCGCAUGGCCGACCAACACGGACACGCGGCGGACUACCUGCCCGUGGCGUCGGAUCUGAGGAGCCCAUCCAGUGUUUUAUCCGCGGAGUCUGGUUACGUGACCUCAGCUGACCUCGACCCAAGAGACUCCUACACGUCAGUUGAUGAAAUGAGCUGUAAAAUCGUCACAAGAGGAGAACCCAGCACUAUCCCUUUCACCUUUUAUCUCAAGUCUCUAUGUGGUGAAAAUACUUGGCACUAGUCCUUUUUUUAAUGUCCAUUUCUGCUACAAGGAGCAGUACCUGGUAGAUACGGCCGACUAUCCAUACUUAAAGCUCAUCUAGAGAAGAACACUGCUACUGCGAUGCUCUCCAUGGCUCGGGCACGUACAGGGACGUACAGCGCCUGGUCGCAGCAGGUGUUUCCCCAUCAGCGAUCAAGGUGCAGUGACGUCUCUUGAUUGCGCUCUCCCAUUGGCCAGAAAAGCAGCGCAGCAGCACCUUCUACCUUCGCUGUGCAUGUACUCUUCACAGGGGUUGAAAAUUGGGCUCACAAUCAGUCACAAAACAUAAUCUGUUUCCCAGAUGAAGUACUUUUACAGCGUAAGCCAUGAAUAUCAUUCGAAGCAAUUUCUUUGUGUUGGAAAACGCUUUCAUGACCAUGUUGCGCCCACAUUAUUUUCCAUCUUACUGUCACAGAGAAUGUCUCUAAGAGAACAUGAAGCACAACCAGUGAUUUAGGAAGAC
This is a messenger RNA of Xiphias gladius (swordfish), 1105 nucleotides long. It is a transcript of the gene neurog3, whose product is annotated as neurogenin 3. The transcript has a single exon. Gene Ontology annotation, molecular function: protein dimerization activity. NCBI's taxonomy places the organism in Eukaryota, Metazoa, Chordata, Actinopteri, Istiophoriformes, Xiphiidae. The record is from RefSeq and is a predicted model, not a curated record. The coding region runs from base 1 to 621 and encodes 206 amino acids.